AUGCCCAUGACCCUAUUCAACUCUGGCACUCAUCUUCUGCCCCUUCUCUUGCAUGACUUGAUCUCCUUUUGCAGCUUCAUAACAUGUCACCCUCUACAAUGUGCAUACCUUCUCUUCUUCUCCCCUUACAUUCUCCAACUCCUCUCAUUCCUUUCUCCUCUCCUCCUUUCCACUUCACUCCUUCUCCUUGCUCUCCUCACUGUCUCUCCUCCUUUCGACGAUGAGCAACUCCCCGGCAGCGCUUGCCGCAUGUUUGUUGACAUUCUAAAAGAUAAGCUUGAAGCCAACUCUACAACUAGCCUUCUUGACAAUUUAACUUCCAUGUUUCUAGAAUUCAUUGACACUCCGAAUGUGCUUGUGUUGAAUGAGAAGCCUACUCUGGAACAAUGUUUGGACAAAAUUGUAGAUAAAAGGGAUGAAGAAGAUUGCUCAUUCAAGAGUAGACAUCAAAGUUCAAGGAGUUUCCAAGGAGAUCAUGGAUCAAUGAAGUUGGUUUUGGAAGCAGGGCAACUACAAAGAGAUGGAUCAAUGAGGAAAGAGAAGGAGUGGAAGAGGACUCUGGCAUGCAAGCUUUAUGAAGAAAGAAUGACAUUCAAGCUAUACGAGGAGCGAAAAGUCGCUGAUGGUUGUGAAGAAAUGGACUUGCUUUGGGAGGCUUAUGAAGCUGAUUCAAGUAAGUCUGAUAAGUCUAAGAACGAUGAUGGCAAGGGUAAGAAGAAUUUCUGUAAACAAGAAGAGGAUGAGGAUGAAGAAGAAGAUGAUGAUAAUGAUAAUGACACUGAUGAGUCAGUCUCGCGGUUUUGUUGCUUGCAAGCUCUAAAAUUAUCAACAGGGAAGAUGAAUUUGGGAAUGAGGAGGCCAAAUUUGAUGAAAAUUUCCAAUGCCAUGAAAGGAAUGGGGCUUUUUCGCCGGUCCCGAAAGCAUGGCAUAAGAAAAUGA
Dioscorea cayenensis subsp. rotundata (Guinea yam) is the source of this 939-nucleotide messenger RNA. RefSeq lists its product as uncharacterized. The transcript has a single exon. Lineage: Eukaryota; Viridiplantae; Streptophyta; Magnoliopsida; Dioscoreales; Dioscoreaceae. The coding region runs from base 1 to 939 and encodes 312 amino acids. The record is from RefSeq and is a predicted model, not a curated record.